Molecule: messenger RNA, 4149 nt
Organism: Mesorhabditis belari
Lineage: Eukaryota; Metazoa; Nematoda; Chromadorea; Rhabditida; Rhabditidae
Source: the annotation of a GenBank genome assembly
AUGUCGUUCUUUUGCAUGCCGUUCUCGGCAUGCAAUCGACAGAUUGACUCAUUUGAUCGACGACAGUGCAAUUUACAUGUGAUCCCCAAUGAAAUCGAUCGAUACUCGCGCUCAUUGGAAGAACUGCUACUCGACUGUAAUCACAUCAAGGAGCUACCAAAGUUCUUGUUCCGUUGUCAAAAGCUUCGUCGUCUUUCCCUUAAUGACAAUGAGAUCUAUCGAUUGGUGCCAGAAAUCUCUCAACUCACAAGUCUCGUCGAGUUGAAUCUAGGAAAGAAUGAUAUCUCCGAUGUUCCCGAGGAGUUGAAGCACUGUAAAUUGUUGCAAAUCUUGGAUCUCAGCGCAAAUCCAAUCACCAGAUUACCCGCUACAAUCACUCAACUCUCGACAUUGACCCGUUUGAGAUUAAACGAUGUCUCGUUAACGGUGCUUCCAAGUGAUAUCGGUGCACUAACAGAAAUGAGAGAGCUUGAAGUCCGUGAGAAUCUCCUUCGCACUCUUCCUUCCCUUCAACACCUCACAAAAUUACAAAUUCUUGAUCUUGGUGAUAAUGAAUUAGAUCAAUUGCCAAAAGACAUUGAAAAUAUGGUUUCACUACGGGAAUUAUAUGUGGACAAGAAUGAUCUCGAGUUGUUGCCGGAUGAGAUCACGAGAUGCCGAUCGCUUGAUGUAUUGGAUGUAAGCGAGAAUCGCCUCACCUCACUCCCUGAGGAUCUCGGCCAUCUCGAGAAUUUGACCGAGUUGAUUGUCGCCAACAAUUGCCUAACAGAUUUGCCAAAUUCUCUGGGACGCUUGAAAAAGUUGAACGUGUUGAAAGCGGAGAAAAACGCGAUAAACCGACUGACUCAAGCGAUCGGUUCUUGCACAGCGUUGGAAGAGUUACAGCUAACAGCGAACAAUCUGAGUGAAUUACCCUCAUCAAUUGGGCAUCUCGUUCGAUUGAAGUCGUUGAAUGUGGACAAAAACUGUUUGACGGCGGUUCCGAGCACGAUCGGCGGUUGUGCCUCUUUAACAAUGCUCUCCCUGCGGGAGAACCAAAUCGCUGAGCUUCCGAUGGAUAUCGGAAAAUGCGAACGGUUGACCGUGUUAGAUUUGUGCUCGAAUCGGCUUCGAUUUCUUCCAUUCACUAUCAAUGUUCUCUUCAAAUUGCAAGCGUUGUGGUUGUCAGAGAAUCAGUCCCAAGCCAUGCUUAAACUUCAACAAGAGCGUGAUCCGGGCACCGGGGUGAAAGUGCUCACUUGUUACCUUUUACCGCAAUUGCCUGGACAACAAAAUGAAACAGAGCGCUCUCCUGGAAACCGUGCUUUCGUUGGUGGUCCAAAGGUGCAUUUCGGCGACAUGAACAAUACAGCUGACGAGGAAAAGACACUUCCGACGGGCAACUUUGAACGUCAUGGCACUCCACAUCCAAAACCCCAUGCCGCAAAGCUAAAGAAGAAUACAAUUGACGGGCAUAUUAUACAUCAUGAUGAGAAUCAUCAGGGACAUCCCACAAAUAUCGCCUUGCAACCGAAGCGUUCUGUCGACAACACCACAGCACCUUCUCCAACAGCGAACGGGGUUAUUCCUGGGACAUCGUCUAACUCACUACUUCAACCAAGAUCAGCCCUCCGCUUUCAAGCAGUGCCCGUUCAACAAUACGUGCCCGAGACUCAAAUCACUGCAGCCGAUCACGAUUCGGGGACAGCCAGUGGCAGUGCUCAUUCCUCCCAACAACAACUAAACACCUACAUGAAUCGCUCUUCAUCCUCGCUUCGUGGACUCCCCGAAACACAAAUCGUUCAACUAAUUAUUCACCGUGACGAAAGCGGAAGUCUCGGUUUAUCAAUAGCCGGCGGUGCUGAAUCAACUCCAUAUAAAGAAGGCGAUCAAGGACUUUUCAUUUCUCGCGUCACCCCGGGUGGACCGGCUGAUCGAGCCGGGCUGAGACAAGGGGACAAACUUUUGAGGGUAAACGAGACCGAUGUGGUGAAUGUGAGGCACGAUGUGGCUGUGCAAAAGAUGAAGGACAGUCAAACAAGGCUAGAGUUGACAAUAUUGAGGACAGAGGAGACGACGGUCAACUCGGUGAGGCAAUCACCGAAUCAAAGUCAAUCUCUUGAUGCGUCUUUCAUGUCAGACGCGAAUGAGAUCUCGUCGAUGUCAAGAGAGACAAUGUCCACGACGAUUAAGCGAGACACCACCGGAUCUCCGGGAUUCACGAUCGCUGGUGGCACUGGCGCUGGCAGAGACGGAUUCUUUAUCUCACAAAUUACACCCGGUGGAGCCGCUGCUAAGGAUGGGAAAAUUCAAGUCGGCGAUCGUGUCCUAUCAAUCAAUGGCACUUCGUUGAGAGGAGCUCGUCACGAUCAAGCUGUCGCACUUCUCACUGGACACGCUGAUAAUGAGGUGUACCUUGUUGUUCAACGCGAGCGUCCCUCGUUAACCUCUCCUCUACCUCCAUCAAUCUCCACCCCAACACAGAGCCCAUCCAAUCCACCUGGCCUUGUCAGAGCUCCGUCGAGAAGUGCCCCGCUGAAUUUGUUAGGAGAUACAACCUCAUGGGAUGGAUCGCAAGAAGAAGUGGAGUUGCUGAAGGAUGAUAAAUCGUUGGGUCUUUCCGUUGUUGGUGGAUCGGAUCAUUCAUCUCAUCCUUUUGGUAUCACAACUCCCGGUGUAUUCAUCUCGAAAAUCGCUGUCAACUCCCCGGCAUCAAGGUGUGCACGGCUGAGGAUCGGGGAUCGAAUUCUAGAGGUAAACGGCAGAGACGUUCGCUCGGCUAGACACAUUGACGCGGUUGAAGCACUCAAAAACAGUCAAUCGAAAGUCCGUCUCCGUGUUCAACAUGACCCGCAACCAGUCGGACUCAAAGAGGUAACGAUUCUCCGUCGGGAUGGCGGAACACUGGGAAUCUCGAUUCAUGGCGGAGUGAAAAGCACCCCAGCUAAUCCAUUGGAUCCAUCAGAUGAGGGGAUUUUCAUUGAUCGAGUCGAGGCAGGCGGUGUCUCCGAGGCAGCCGGGCUCAUUGCCGGACAUCGAAUCAUUGAGGUAAACGGUGAGAGUCUCCUCGGUUGCACUCAAGAAGAAGCCGCAUCCGCCUUAAGACGAUCACUUGAGCUAAAGAUGUUAGUGUGCGAUGGAUACAAUCGCCCCUCAACCACCACAACGAAAAGGGCCACAUCACCGAACAACGAUGAGAACUCAAUGGAAGCGAUUCCAGUUGAUAUCCGGAGAAGUCCUUCUCCAAUUCCUUCUCAUUCUCAUCAAUCAAUCACUUCUCACAUUCCACAACCAAUCACCCACCUCUUCCAAUCGCCGAACUCUUCUGUGCUUAGUGAGGCACCGCUGGCCACAAGCUCUCCCCUGCCAACAUCUAUAGUUAAUACGAAACAGGCCUCAAAAAUUCCACCGCCGGUCGCCCCAAAACCGACUCUUAAAAUGUCACAGCUUGACAACAUUCGAAGCACAAAAACCGGCAAUGAGUCCUCGCCAGAACGCCUCAAUUUCUCAUCAAAAAUCCAGAAGUUCGAGCGAGAAAUCGAGAUUAAACGACCCGACAGGAACACGAAUGGAGCAACACUACCACCACCUGAGAAAAAGCCCCUUCUCUCCGAGGCGGACAUGAAGAAAUUGAAAGAAGAAGAGGCGAAGAAAAUUCAACAAGGACACCCGGCACUGGCUUCGAUUGAGAGUCCCGAGAAAGAUGUCUUCUUUGAUCAACUCAUUGAUAACUCUUAUAUGUCUCCGAAUCAAAGCGGCUCAAAUGGAACAAAUGGGAAAUCGAUGAUCCCAAUUCGGUCGAAGCGAGCCGAGAGUCGAGCGAUCGCCGCAGGACAAAUCGACUCCGAUGAAGGCCUUUCGGAGGCUGAGCGUGCAAUUCGCGAGCAGCAGAAACGAAGCGAAUGGAGAGCCGCCCGUUUGAAGAGUCUCGAUCAAGAGAGAGCUGCAGCUGAUGCACUCAUGACACGGCUACAAAUGGGAUCGCCGUUAUCAUCGAUAAAUGAGACUGGGAAUCAGACGAAUGAUCGCUUUUUGACUAAUGAAAGCAUCAUGGAAAAGGAUGAAUCGUUCGAUCGCGAGACUGGCACAAGUACCCUCACAAUUACCCAAAAGCGAUACACAAAAAGAGAGUUCGAGGUCGGAGCCGGCGAGAUCGGAUUUGCGGACGAU